AGGUCUAACACACUCCUGGCCUCUCAAGGUGCCGCCCCUGAUGGCACUUCCGGUUCCGGCGUAGCCCGGAAGUGGGCGGGCUGCAGCUGCGCGCGGAGGAAGUGGAGGAGGUGCCGUGCGGCAGCUUCCCGCCCCCGAGCCGGAGCCGGUGCCUGGUGGAGCAGAGCCUAGGUCGGGCCCGGAGCGGAGCCGGCUGAGUGAGCGCCGAGCUCCCGCCAUGGCCCGGAACACGCUGUCCUCGCGCUUCCGUCGGGUGGACAUCGACGAGUUUGACGAGAACAAAUUCGUGGACGAGCAGGAGGAAGCGGCGGCGGCAGCGGGAGAGCCAGGCCCAGAUCCUAGCGAGGUGGACGGGCUCCUGCGGCAAGGGGACAUGCUUCGGGCGUUUCAUGCAGCCUUGCGAAACUCCCCCGUCAACACCAAGAAUCAAGCCGUGAAGGAGCGAGCCCAGGGUGUGGUGCUGAAAGUACUCACAAACUUCAAGAGCAGUGAAAUUGAGCAGGCUGUGCAGUCACUGGACAGAAAUGGUGUUGACUUGUUAAUGAAGUACAUUUAUAAAGGGUUUGAGAAGCCCACAGAAAACAGCAGUGCAGUGUUACUCCAGUGGCACGAAAAGGCCUUAGCAGUAGGAGGACUAGGCUCCAUUAUAAGAGUUCUUACAGCAAGAAAGACUGUUUAAAAAAAAAAAAAAAGACUCAUGUUACCUUGAGAAGAACUUUGGAUGCCCAGGCUGGUGAAGAAGGGACUGAAAAUGGACCAUCUUCCUAGGAACUCCCAACUAAACUAUUUCAGGACAUGUAUCCACUGAAAUGUAUUUUAUUUUCAAGGUGGAGGGAGAAAUCAUUUUACUGUUUCCUAAAUCCUUUGCAGGAUCUGAUAGUCUAUGCCUUUGUCUACAGAACUGACAUUGUGACUGUUUACCAGAGUGGCUGGCCAGCAGUGGUCAGGUGUACCUGUGUGCACUGGGGGAGGGAUGAUUUGGGCAGGUGCAGAUCCAAGGGCUGUGGUAAAAGGGAGAGCUUGUUUUUUCUUUUUUGUUUUGUUUUGUUUUUGAAGUGGAUAAAAUCCCAAGAGUCUGUACAGAUACCCCGACUUCUCAGAGAAGGCGGGCACUCUUGGGCUCAUUGUAAAGUGCCUGCUGCAUCAAUAAAGCUCUUGGCUUAUUAGUAUACACA
This is a messenger RNA of Otolemur garnettii (small-eared galago), 1175 nucleotides long. RefSeq names its product actin related protein 2/3 complex subunit 5 like (gene ARPC5L). Gene Ontology annotation, biological process: regulation of actin filament polymerization; Arp2/3 complex-mediated actin nucleation; cell migration. Gene Ontology annotation, cellular component: actin cytoskeleton; Arp2/3 protein complex; cytoplasm. Lineage: Eukaryota; Metazoa; Chordata; Mammalia; Primates; Galagidae. Bases 218 to 679 code for a protein of 153 amino acids. The transcript has 4 exons. Gene Ontology annotation, molecular function: actin filament binding. The record is from RefSeq and is a predicted model, not a curated record.